GGAGGGCUGGCGGCUGUAAGAGGGCCGCGUGCUGCAGAACCGAGAACGCCAGUCUGGGCGGGGUCGCUGACCCCUUGAGGCGCCUCCCUGAGGACGAGGGGAGGGACAUCUCUCCCCUUCGUCCACGCACAUUUUUCUGAGUGCGGACUGUGACAGCUUGCAUCGAACGUACCCAAUUGCAACGCUGCAGGCGGGCUUCAGAGUGAGCCCGCGGCUGUUCGGGGAGAGGGGCCGCCCUGGACCGCCCCAGGGUUGGACAGGGAGGAGAUACGUGGAGCAGGACUCACGGGUCUACCGAGUGGAGGAUCCCUGCGCCUGGCUGCCCCUCCGCUGUGCAGUGCUGUGCGCUGCUUCCCACUUUCUCUCUCCCCCUCCCCCCUACUGCUCUGUGUGCCCUCGGGGGUGUACAGUGAGACAGGUGUGAGGUCACAGGACAACUUUAUGGAAUGAUUGCUCUCCUUCCUUGGUUUGCGGACUGACCUCAGUUUGUCUGGCUUGUGUUGCAAGGGUUCUUACCAGCUGAGCUGUAUCACAGAGCCUAGUACAGUUUAUUUUUCUUUUCCAUAUAUAUACAUAUAUAUGUAUACACACACACACAUAUCCCCUCCCUCCACAGUCUGGGGAUUGAAUGCAGGAGCUUUUGCAUUGUGCAUGGCAUGCUGGGUAAGUGCUCUAUUGCUCCUUAGGCCCAUGUGCAGCCUUAUCCUACCUUGAUGCUAAUUGCUUUGAAGUUAGUUUGAACUGUGAACGGUGAAUCUCUGCUUUGCUCUUUCCCAGGGCUAUUCCUGUAUUCUAAGCUCCUUGCAAAUCCAUGAAUUUCCGAAGCAGUUUUCAAAUCUGAUAAGGUUGACCCACUGGGGUUCCUUAGGUGUUUAAGGACUGUUGCCAUCUUAUCUUACUGCUAAGCUCAUGACCUUGAAUAAGAGAACAGUUUUCCCUUUACUUAAACUUAGGUUCCAGCAUGUUGGCGCUUGCCUUUCAUUCCAGCAUUCUGGAGAUAGAAGCAGGCGGACCUCUGAGCUCUAGGUCAGCCAUGUGUACAUAGUGAGUUCUAGGCAAUUCAGGACUACACCACAAGUGAGGACCUGUGUCAGAAGAAACAAAACAAAACAAAACACUUAGAUUCUUCAUCCAGCAGAAUCCCUCAGUGGGUUGGGGGCUCUUGCUGCCAAGUCUUAAGACCUGGAGUUAAUCUCUGGAAGGCACAUAGUAGGAGAGAAUCGAAAGUCACAAGUAUUUCUUUGACCUCUUGUUCCUUCACCUCCACGCAUGCACUAUGGCAAAUGCAUGCCUACACAUGCACACAUAGAGAAAUGUUUUAAAAAAAUCAGAUUUUUUAACAAGCUUUAUAGUUUUCAAACUACAGCUUUUAUAUUAACUGUUGAAUUUAGAUUUGUGUGUUUAUUUUUUGAGUGAUAAAUAGAUGUGUUUUUCCAAUAGAUGUGUAUUUUCCAAAUACACUUUCAGGUAUUUUAUCAUGUGUGUUUAGAAGUGUGAUUGAGUUUUGUAUAUUUUGUUCCUUGACAUGGGUGUGCACAUCCUCAUCUUGAUUGCCCCAUGUUAGGCGUAGUGCUAAUAUAAUCCUCUAGGGCCUGUUUUGAUGUGAUGAAUUUUCAACUCCUUUAAGCAAAAUCACCAUUUCAAAAUGUUUUGAAGUCCAGGAUACAUCAUUUUGCCAUAGGAGUGAUGUUAAGAACCAUUCCCUCAGGUAAGGUGCACACCUUUAAUCCUGGCACUCAGAAGGCAGAGGCAGGCUGAUCUCUGAGUUCGAGGCAGCCUGGUCUACAGAGCAAGUUCCAGGACAGCCAGGACUAUACAGAAAAACCCUGUCUUAAAAUACCAAAAGAAAUGUAGAAGAAACAAAGAACAAACCAUUCCCGUUGUGGAAAUCAAAGAAAAUUUUUUUGUCUAUUUGUUUUAUUUUCAAGGUGCAAGCUGAACUUGAACUAGAGAUCUCCCUCAGUCAUCUGAUUUCUGGAGUUGGGGUGUUCUACCACAUCUGGCAUAAACAGAGACUUAGAAUUCUAAUUCUGGGAAAGAGUACCAUGUUUGAAUAAACUUGUUUGUUUGGUACAGAGUCUUUCAUUAUGUAGCACUGGCUGGCCUGGAAUUCACCAUGUAGACCAGGCCGGCCUCAAAUUCACAGAGAUCUGCCUGCUUCUGCCUCAGGUAUGCACCACCAAGCCCAGCCUAGACACCAUUCAUUCAUAAAUUUUUCUUCUUGUUAUGCUUAUUACCUAAGUGGGUGAUUUUUGUUGAUGUUCUCAGUGUGAGAAGUCAUUUGCUUGACUUUUUAUUUUUACUGUUUCUAUUUCUAUACCAAUAGUUUUUUCAUCUCCAUAUAUUAUGCACACAUAAAUAUUCAUGUUUGCCUAUUGUUCCUUUGUAAAGCAUGUGUUCAUUUUAUUAUUUGUUUAUGUGUGUGUAUGUCUGUGUCUGUGUAUGUGCUCAGAGAGGUGUCAUGUGUAUGUGUAUGUUUUGUGUGUGUGCUCAAAGAGGCCAGAGAGGUGUCAGCUUCCUGAAAGUGGAGCUCCAGGCAGUUGUGAGCUGCCUGAUGUGGGUGCUGGAAAUUGAACUCAGGUCCUUUGCAAGAACAAUGUGAGCCAUUUCUCUAGCCCUCACGUAAGUUCUGUUAUGUUGCAUAUAUUCUGGAUUUCUCUGUCAGUCUGAUUUGCAGGUUUCAAUUUCCAGUUUUAAUGUUUGAAAUUAUCAUUUCCUUAUGGCUUUUCUUUUCACCUUAAAAUAUAUCUCAUUGUGUAAAUUUACAUUUUUCUUAUGAAGGGACAACACUCAAAAAAUAAACCUGGAAGGUUCAGGAAUCUCCUAAAACAAAACUCACAGUACUUAAUGUACACAUCCACAGUAACAUAAACACUAACAUAUGCUAAAGAGCAUGACUAGCUCAAAAUCUCCCUGUUACAGGAAACCCACCACAGUUUUAGGGAGUCCUUAUCCAUGCUGAGGUAAGCUUUCACUCACUCCUGUGAGUAACUACAAUAAACUCAUUGCUAUACCAAACUUGGGUAGUUUCAUGUCAUUAUUUCCCAAUUUGGGGUAAGAAGACAUUUGUUAACAUAUCAUGAAAUGUCACAUGAGGUAUGAGGAUCAAAUAUAUACCAGUUGCAUGUACUUCCCACAUAGAAGUCAGAGGGAAUGGAGAGUGCCAGGCCCUCCGUGGGCCUUCAUGGUGCGGACUGUCAGUUGAAAAGGCAUGUAUAGACAUAACAGAGCUCCUGUUCAUCUGAAGGUUGCUUGUGUCAACAUUCUAAGCUGCAGCAGUAGUGGACUUCCAUCAUGGAGGUAAAUCCCACUUUCACUUUGUAGCCACUGAAGUUUUGUCUGGAUAGUCAGGCUAGAGGUGACUUGGAGAUGAGUGUCACCGAGACACUGGCUAUGGGUUGAUCAUGUGGAGAAAUCUGGAAAAAUGAAGGCCUGACUAGCCAUGAUUAAUCUUAAAUCAGAAGUGCACACCUGUGUAGUUCAUGGCAUUGUGUUGAAAUGUAAAUUUAUGAGUGUAAUAUGACUGUGCCAUAAGAUAGACAUAAAACAUGUAUGCUGAGUGAUUUAUUUAUCAUUUGUAUUCAUGCAUUCUCUACCAAGAUGUUAAGUUCACUUACACCAUCAAAUUUUAACAUUCAGGUUGGAGAAAUGGCUGAGAAGUUAAGAGAACUGAAUGUUCUUGCAGAGGAUCUGCUGUGUUUAGUGCCUAGCAUCCACAGGGUGCCUCAAAACUCUCCAUAACUCCAGUUCCAGAGGAUCUAAUGCCUCUACCAACCUCUAUGGACCUCUGAACACACACAGUGUACAUACGUACAUACAAUCAGGCAUAUCCACAUAUGCAUAAGUAAAGCGAUAUAUUUUUUAACUUAAACAUUGCUACCAGGACAAGCAGGCGCUUGCAUGCUAGUGUUAACACUGUUCCAGACAUCAAGUGGGAAGACUCUGAGACAGGAAGUAGUAAUGCACCUUAGAAAGAGGAUCAGGACAGAGCAGCAGCACAUCCUGUGCCCUGGGCCCAGCAAUGAGAGGAGUGCUGCUACAGGGCUGCUUCCUUCCACAUCCCUCAGUGCUAGUGUUACAACUUCCGUGUCAUGGAAGAGAUGUGUGGAUCCCAGAGUUGAGUGACGCUAUUGUCAAUCAAGUAUGUGCAAUGUUUAGGCCUCAGUGAGCUUUGAGGAUGUGGCUGUGCACUUCACCCAGGAAGAGUGGGCUUUGCUGGAUCCUUCCCAGAAGAGUCUGUACAGAGAUGUGAUGCAGGAGACCUGCAGGAACCUGGCUGCGAUAGAAGUUACUUGUUACAGACCUGUGAGAAUGAAGGUGGUAAUCAAGAUAGAGAAAACUUGACUUGGAAACCAAAUCUCAGUAUGAGCAUGAAAAGUUCCACUGGACUAACAUCAUGUGAUCACACUGUAUGGGGAAAGAUUUCCUGGUAUCUCUCAUCCUCUUGUAGGCAUGACAUAUCUCACUAUCAGUAUAACCCACAUGAACAUGAGGAAUAUAUGAACAAGCAGUGUAACCCUGAUUCUCUGAUAAGCUUCCAGAGGUACAUGAGAACUCAUGUUGUGAAUGGGCCAUGUGAAUGUGAGGUAUGUUUAAAAUAUUUUAGUUUUCCAAAAACACUGGAAAUGCAUCAGGAAACUAAUAGUGGAAAAAAUCCGUAUCAAUACAAGGAAUGUGGAAAGACCUCUGUUAAUAUUAGUUCACUAUGCACACAUGGAGGAACUCAUGCUGAAGGAAAAUGUUAUGAAUGUAAUCAGUGUGGUAAAGCUUUGAGUUCUUACAGUUCACUUAGAAGGCAUGAGAGAAUUCAUACUGAGAAAAAACCCUAUAAAUGCAAACAAUGUGGGAAAGCCUUUAGAUACCACAGUUACCUUCACUUACAUGAAAGAAUUCAUACUGGUGAAAAACCAUAUGAAUGUAAACAAUGUGGGAAAGCAUUUAUAUUUCCUGGUGCCUUGCAGGUACAUGAAAAAAUUCAUACUGGAGAAAAACGUCAUGAAUGUAAACAAUGUGGUAAAGCCUUUAGACGUCAUAGUGAUCUUCAAGUACAUGAAAAAAUUCAUACUGGAGAAAAACCCUAUGUAUGCAAACAAUGUGGUAGAGCUUUUAGACUUAACAGUCAUCGGCAGAGACAUGAACAAACUCAUACUGAAGACAGACCCUUUAUAUGCAAACAGUGUGGCCGAUCUUUUGAAUGUUACAGUAAUCUUGAGUUACAUGAAAAAAUUCAUACUGGAGACAGACCCUUUGUAUGUACAGAAUGUGGCAAAGCUUUUGGAUGUUACAGUAAUCUACAAUUACAUGAAAAAAUUCAUACUGGAGACAGACCCUUUGUAUGUAAAGAAUGUGGUAAAGCCUUUAUAUGUCAUGGUCAUCUUCAGAGGCAUGAAACAACCCAUACUGGAGAAAAACCCUAUGGUUGUAAACAGUGUGGUAAAGCCUUCAGUCGGAACAGUCAUCUCCAAAGACAUGAAAGAACUCACAAGCAAAUGUCUACAUGCCCCAGAAAAUAAUGAUUCCGCCAAAGUCCAGCUAGGCAAACCAAUGGUUGUGUUAGGAUUACGUCUAGGAACAUGGACAACUAUGGACAGCUGCAUUUUCAAAAUGCUAUCCCGUCCUGAGUGAUGACUCACAGGAGCUACCAUUCUGGAGAUCUCUGCAAAGCUUGGCAGGCAGCUCAACUGACCAGAAAGUCUCUUCUCUCAGCAGCUGUUUACUGCUUUUGUAACCAAGGAGAAAGCCUUGUAAAUCUUUUAAGGCUUAGUUUUCUGCAGUUUGUUAGUUGUUUACUUACCAAGUCGCCAGCCUCCUACUUUUUCUUUUUCUUUUGUUUUUUGUUUUUUGAGACAGGGUUUCUUUGUGUAUCCCUGUCUGUCCUAGAACUUGCUCUGUAGACCAGGCUGGCCUCAAACUCACAGAGAUCCACCUGCCUCUGCCUCCUGAGUGCUGGAAUUAAAGGUGUGUGCCACCAC
This is a messenger RNA of Peromyscus californicus insignis, 5972 nucleotides long. Its product is annotated as zinc finger protein 709-like. Gene Ontology annotation, molecular function: RNA polymerase II cis-regulatory region sequence-specific DNA binding; DNA-binding transcription factor activity, RNA polymerase II-specific. Lineage: Eukaryota; Metazoa; Chordata; Mammalia; Rodentia; Cricetidae. Gene Ontology annotation, biological process: regulation of transcription by RNA polymerase II. Bases 4365 to 5513 code for a protein of 382 amino acids. The transcript is spliced from 2 exons. The record is from RefSeq and is a predicted model, not a curated record. Gene Ontology annotation, cellular component: PcG protein complex; transcription regulator complex; nucleus.